GACACAUCAUAUACAGCACUCGGUCAACACUGGCAUUCAUCAAGUACCGGGUAGAAACAGGAGUAUCUGUCAUACCGACAACCACGAUAAGUGAACCUGUACGACCUUCAGAGGGCUGGCUAUAUCACAGAGGUCACGCUCGGAUCACCCUCCUCAACCCCCAAUCUCAACAUGUAUCAAUCUCAAUAUCCACCUUCUUCUUCCUCUUCCACUUUCCCUCCUCCCACGGGAUCCUCUUCUGGUCCUUACCGUACUCAUAUGAUACCUGUACAGGUCAAACAACCAUACACAACUGCCUCUUUUCCUCCACCACCCGUACCCCCUCAGACGGCCUUCUCACCCAUGCCCUCUGGUGCUUCCGCCCAUUCUAGCAGACAUCAUGCACCUCAACAACCUCACCCUCCUACCCAAUACCAGCAUUACUCUCGAACAGCUAAUGCGAGAUACAAUGUCCCACCUACUUCUGCCGGCGUUCAACCGCAAAGACACAAAGGUACGUUGGCACCAGGCCAAAUGGUACAAAUAGGCGACUACCAAGUUCGCGUGGAGAGGUAUCUCUCUGAAGGUGGUUAUGCUCAUGUUUAUUUGACAACAUCGGAAAAACCUAUCUAUCCUCCGACUCAGAUUGAGAAAAGGGGUAGAUGGGGCGAGAAAGGAUACACUCAACAUUGUUUGAAGAGAAUCGCUUUUGAGGACGAAGCAGUGUGGUUGGAUGUGAAAAAGGAAAUUCAGGUCAUGAAAUAUUUACCGCCAAACCCACACCUGACUCAAUAUCUCGCAUCAGCUCAUAAUCGUUUGUCCAACGGCACCCACGAGGUUUUCAUCUUGAUGGAAUACUGUUCCGGUGGUGGAAUCAUAGAUCUUCUGAACAAACGUUUGCGAGAUCGACUGAAAGAAGUCGAAAUUCUCAACAUCUUCACCGAUGUUUGUGAAGCUGUCGCCGCUAUGCAUUCACUUCCUCAACCACUCCUUCAUAGGGAUCUCAAAAUUGAAAAUGUUCUCUCUGUCAACUCUUCCUCUGGUCCAAGUCCUCAACGCCCCAUGGGACUCAUGUUUAAACUGUGUGAUUUCGGCUCAACCACCUUUCCUGCCAAUCAACCUCCAACGAACAAAACCCAGGCAGAUGCUCUGGUUUUGGAUCUCAAUAAGCAUACGACACUGCAAUAUCGCAGUCCUGAAAUGGUGGAGCCUCUCCUAGGUCUUCCAGUUGGAUUACCAAGUGAUGUGUGGGCCCUCGGCGUGCUUCUGUACAAGUUGUGUUAUUACACCACCCCUUUUGAAGAACACGGUACUUUGGCCAUUGUCAAUGCCAGAUAUACGUUCCCACAAUACCCUGUAUACUCGCCUCGACUUCAACAUCUGAUAGCUUCAAUGCUCGUGGAACAGCCGAGCAGACGUCCGACUGUGUUUGAGAUAUUGAAAACUGCACACGAAAUGAUUGGUUCAAAGCCCGAGAUUGACUACCCCACUCCAUCUCGUUCACUAUCCUCGUCUCAACCGAGACCUGCGCCGAGCCAACGACAUCAAUCCAAUCCUAAUCUCCUCGACUUCACGUCCCCGGCUUCUUCCAUCGAUCGCACACCCGUCAUGCAACCUUCACUAGCAUCUUCCGUCCAGCCACAACGUCGUGGUAGACCGACUCGAGAAUCCGCUCCCACUUUUUCAAUCUCGGCUUCUCAAUCGCAACCCAACACUCUGCUCAAGUCGCUGCCAUCACGUCCAAUGGCACCCCCGAGACCGCAGGUCACAGGCGAGCGCCCAGGGGCUAUGAACCCACCGUCACCAGUGGACGCUUUUGGCAUGCCCUCUCUGGCAAAUGUGGGGAGAAGUAAUUCUUCCGGACAGUCAGGAUUUGGAGACUCGUUCAGCGCUCCGCAACCCCGGCCAGGCGUCGCGUCACGUCAACCAUCAAACACGCAUCUUCGACGAUCGUCCUCGACUUUUGGGGAUACUUUCUCCGGUGUGAAGGGACAGACUCAAGGCAACGAAGUAAGGAAGGUAUCUCAGCCUACAUCGAUGCCUGGUCUUAGCAGGUCCAACACCACUUUGUCACGUAUCGAACCAAAGACGUCUCCGGCACGCAAACCCGACGGUGACUCAAGCUUCGAAUCGCGUUUCCCUUCAAUUGAAGUUUUGGCUCUUGCAGGUGAACCUUCCCGCCCGCCCGUGUCUCGACCAUCCUCGACAAGUACGAACCUUCUCACUCCAGCAAUGUCAUCUCUACCUAAACCUCCCUUGAUAUCCAAACCUUCGCUCAUGGGCAAUCUCACAGGUGGGGAUCUUAAGUCCUCUCAGGCCCCAGGGACCGUCCAGCAUGCCGCAUUACCUCGAUCGACCAACGUCACAGGUACAAUGUUUAAGAAUACGCUUGCAAGGCCCCUCAGGUCCUCGUCACCCGUCCGAGAUCAAGCAGAGUCUACUGAGCAAAGAAAGGCAGUCUACGACAAGUCGCCCUCGCUUAAAGCCGAAGUCUCACCUCGACUAUCAACGCCAGAUUUCAUUACCUCCCAUGAAACCCACUCUGUCGUCCUCUCCAUCCACCAGUAUCAACUUUCCUCCUUCUCCAGCCGCCGCAAAGUCGCCUCCUCUCACAGGACACUCUCGACCCCUCUUGCCAAAUAUGGAUUCUGGCAAACCCAGCUCGAAUUUCAAUGA
Tremella mesenterica DSM 1558 is the source of this 2655-nucleotide messenger RNA. RefSeq lists its product as uncharacterized. Gene Ontology annotation, cellular component: cytoplasm. Gene Ontology annotation, molecular function: protein serine/threonine kinase activity; ATP binding. The record is from RefSeq and is a predicted model, not a curated record. Bases 172 to 2655 code for a protein of 827 amino acids. Gene Ontology annotation, biological process: actin filament organization; actin cortical patch assembly; protein autophosphorylation. The transcript has 9 exons. NCBI's taxonomy places the organism in Eukaryota, Fungi, Basidiomycota, Tremellomycetes, Tremellales, Tremellaceae.